AUGUUGAAGACCUUGAUUACAAUUGCUUCUGUAUUGGUGAUUAUUGGAGCAACAAACAUGUUUAUGGUCCCUGUGCAGGCUAAACAAGGUGGUGGUUGGAGCACUCGUAGGACAACAGUGAGUGUUGUGAAUGGGCUGGUUCCUGAUACUACUGUUCUUACUGUCCAUUAUUUCUUGAUAGUUGGGCCUAUUUUGUAUUUGGGCUCCUAUGGUUCAAUGAUAGCCAUUGCUCGGAAGGGUCUGAUGUCCAAAUUCAAGAGCGAGCUCCGUGAAGGCAAAGUUUACACCAUCACUUAUUUCUCAGUUCUAUCAAACAGUGGCGGUUUUAUGGCUUCUGAGCAUGAUUACAAGAUUAUGUUCAAUGAAAAAACUAGGGCUGCAAUUGAAGAAGCAAUUGGAAUCCCAAUGACUAAAUACUCCUUCAAGGACACUGAUCAGAUAUUGGCUACUGGUGGUGAUUAUGACUUUUUAAUUGAUGUGAUUGGAUUAGUUACCAAUGUAUCAAGUGAGAAGAAAUAUCCUAAGGCUGGCAAUGUAACACGGAUGAUAGAGCUGGAGCUGACAGAUUAUAAAGGGAAGAUUAACUGUGCUCUAUUUGGCCACUUUGUUGAUGUUGUAAAACAACAUCUUGCUGCUGAUCGCCAAAUGCCUGUUGUAGUUCUUCAAUUUAUGAAGAUCAAGACAUUCAUGGGCGAUGUUGUAAUUCAGAAUGUCAUGAAUGCUACUGUCCUACUAUGGAAUCCAGCUAUACCUGAAGCUGUCUCAUUUCAUAAUGGGUUGGCCCUUCAUGGAAUCGAUGCCGAUUUGCCUCUAGCUGAAGCUGUUGAUUCUGAUGAUGUACCAGUGAUCACCUUAGAGGAUGAAUUUCUAAAGCUGUAUCCUAGGAAAGACAUCAGGGAACUCAAUGAUACUGCUGAGGAUGGUAUUUUUAUUGUUAUGGCGAAUAUAUCUGGUCUGGUUGAAGGGGAAAAGUGGUGGUACUCUGCCUGUAGUUGUCAUAAGGUUGUGACUGUGGAAGAUGGAAUCUCUUAUUGUCCUGGCUGUUCCAAAGUUGUGCUAAGUGUUACUCCAAGAUUCAGAAUCAAAUUAGAAGUUGAUGAUGGUCUUGGCUGCGGUGUAUUUGUUGUUUUUGACACAGAUUGCCAACAAUUGCUGAACAAGACCUGCAAGGAACUGAUCAUGGCUUCCAAGGGGAAGGCUGCAAAAGAUUACCCAAAUGAGAUUAAGUCCAUCAUUGGAAGACAGAUUUUAUUUAAGGUGCAGAAAUCAAGUGGCCAUGGUGCCACUUUUGAUGACUCCUACAAAGUGAAGAAAAUAUGUACUGAUGUCGUUAUGGUUGAGAAUUUCAAGGACAAUUCCAGAGUUCAAACUCCCACCAAGAUGAUCAGCAGCCCCAAAUUUUCUAAGUUGUCUGGUGGGGAACUUGAUAACAAUGGUGACUCUUCUGCAAAACUAUCUGAAAUAGGUCCCAGUGUUGUAUCCCUUGAUGAAAUUUCUCCCACUGAUGGAUCUGUUAUCUGCUCUUCUGUUCAGAGUGCUGGUAGUGACCUGAGUUCUAACAAACCUGCUAAGAGAUUGAGGAUCAGGCCUGUGAAGUUGGAGAAGGACUACGCGUUGUAG
Lotus japonicus is the source of this 1620-nucleotide messenger RNA. Its product is annotated as replication protein A 70 kDa DNA-binding subunit C-like. The record is from RefSeq and is a predicted model, not a curated record. NCBI's taxonomy places the organism in Eukaryota, Viridiplantae, Streptophyta, Magnoliopsida, Fabales, Fabaceae. The transcript is spliced from 11 exons. Bases 1 to 1620 code for a protein of 539 amino acids.